Aureococcus anophagefferens is the source of this 936-nucleotide messenger RNA. RefSeq lists its product as hypothetical. The record is from RefSeq and is a predicted model, not a curated record. The transcript has a single exon. Lineage: Eukaryota; Pelagophyceae; Pelagomonadales; Pelagomonadaceae. Gene Ontology annotation, cellular component: nucleus; proteasome core complex, alpha-subunit complex; proteasome core complex. Gene Ontology annotation, biological process: ubiquitin-dependent protein catabolic process. Bases 86 to 856 code for a protein of 256 amino acids.
GUGUCUCGCGAGUGGCGCGUCGAAGGUCCAGGCGCCGCGCGACUGAGCGCGCGAGCCCGCCCCAGCGCGCGAGUCCGCCCCCGCCAUGACGAGCCGCUAUGACCGCGCGAUCACGAUCUUCAGCCCCGACGGGAAGCUGUUCCAGAUCGACUACGCCUUCGAGGCCGUGAAGAAGGGGGCGGCGACGGUGGGCGUCACGGGCGCGACCUGCGUCGUGCUCGGCGUGGAGCGCAAGGCCGUGGCGAAGCUCCAGGAGGCGCGGACGAUCCGCAAGGUCGUCAAGCUCGACGAGAAGAUCACGCUGGCCUUCGCGGGGCUGACGGCGGACGCGCGCGUGCUCGUGCAGAAGGCGCGCGUCGAGGCGCAGUCCUACCGGCUCACGUGCGAGGACGCGCCGAGCGUCGAGUACAUGGCGCGGUUCCUCGCGCGGACGCAGCAGCGGUACACGCAGCGCGGCGGCGUGCGGCCCUUCGGCGUGUCGUCGAUCCUCGCCGGCUUCGACUCCGCGUCGGGCAAGCCCCUCAUGUACCAGAUCGACCCGAGCGGCACCUACUUCUCCUGGAAGGCCAACGCCAUCGGCGGCCGCAACUCCAAGUCCAUGCGCGAGUACCUCGAGAAGGAGUGGUCCGCGGGGCUCCAGGACGACGAGGCGACCGAGCUCUGCGUGAAGACGCUCCUCGAGGUCGUCGACUCCGGCGCCAAGAACAUGGAGGUCGUCGUCCUCAAGCGCGGGCCCGACGGCGUCCAGACGGAGCAGACCCUGCCCGACGACGUCCUCGACGCCGUCAUCGCGAAGAUCGAGGCCGCGCGCGAGGAGUCCAAGGAGGAGGCCAAGGACGCGGAGAUGAAGGACUAGGAGCGCGUGCCGACGGCCGCCGCCCCUACGCCGAAACCCGGGCGUCCCGUUCCGAAACCGAAACCUAACCGAUACGACGC